CACUGUUCUCUCUCUCUUUCUCUCUCUGUAAGAGGUAUUUUAAGAUCUCCGAGAAAACAGAGAAAGGAAACAUUCUGUCUUUGCCUAUCGCAAUCUCAGUUGGUUGGAAAAAAAAAAAAAAUUACAUGUUUCAUUUAUUUGCUUCACAUUCUCUGGAAUUUCUUUCUUUUGGACUUCAUUCGAAGAUGAAAACCCAGCGACUUUGUCUGCUACUGGGCCUCUUGUUUCUGCUUCCAAUUCUUGGAUCAGCUUCUGCUGUGUCGAAAGACUUGCUUGGAAUUGCUCCUGGAGAUGAGAAACACUACCAGUCAGAGUUCAUAAAAUGCAAAGAUGGAUCAAAAGGAUUCACCAGAGCUCAGAUAAACGAUGACUUCUGCGACUGCCCCGAUGGAACUGAUGAACCAGGAACAUCAGCAUGCCCAGGAGGAAAAUUCUAUUGUCGGAAUGCAGGACAUACUCCUCUUUCAUUGUUUUCUUCAAGAGUCAAUGAUGGCAUUUGCGAUUGUUGUGAUGGGAGUGAUGAGUAUGAUGGUAAGGUGAAGUGUCUAAAUACAUGUUGGGAAUCUGGCAAAGUGGCUCGGGAAAAACUGAACAAGAAAAUUGCAACAUAUAGGGAGGGGGUUACUAUAAGAAAGAAGGAAGUAGAACAAGCAAAACAAGCAAUUGUUAAAGAUGAAGCAGAACUGUCAAGGCUGAAAAGUGAGGAGAAGAUACUCAAAGGUCUUGUUCAACAGCUCAAAGCACAAAAGGAACAGAUAGAAAAGCUAGAGGAGCAGGAGCGCUUGGAAAAGGAGAAGGAACAGAAGAGAAAAAAAGAAGCUGAGCAGAAAGUUAAUGAGGAAAGACAAGCCAUUGAAACUUCACAUGAUGACAAAACUGGUGUUUUAGAAGACCCUCCAGUCGAUGAGCACACAAAAGAAGAUAAGGAUGAAACUGUGGCCGCAUCUAAUGCUAGUCAUGAGCCAGGAAGUGGAGCAUCUCCUCAUCAAGGUGUAAAACAGGAGAAUGAAGUAUCUGACAAUACUGAGGGAUUGUCAAGAGAAGAGUUAGGGCGUCUUGUUGCUUCUCGCUGGACAGGAAAGAAUACCAAAUCACAAACCAACGAAGAUGAUGUUCCUAAAGGUGAAGACCAUGAAAUUAAUGAAGAGAUCCCAGUGAACACACACGAUGAAGACCAUGACCACUAUGCUUCAGAAAAUGAUGUGGAUAGCCAAAAUUUUGAUGAUGAUAAUAUAGAAGAUGGAAACAGUGAUGAGGAGCCAGAGGAAGAAUAUAAUGAUGAUUCUACUACAUCCUACAACUCUGACUCAGAAGACCAAGCAGAUUUUUCAGAUAUUACAACAAGUAGCUCAUCUUGGUUGGAUAAGAUACAAGAAACAGUUAGGGACAUUUUACAGAAGGUUAACUUGUUUCAGACUCCAGUGGAAAAAUCAGAGGCUGCUCGUAUUCGGAAGGAGUAUGAUGACUCCAAUAAAAAGUUGUCUAAGAUACUGUCAACAAUAUCAAGUUUGACUGAAAAGCUAAAACAUGAUUUUGGGCCAGAUAAGGAAUUUUAUUCAUUUUAUGAUCGUUGCUUUGAGAACAGGCAGAACAAGUAUGUCUACAAGGUAUGUCCAUUUAAAAAAGCUUUGCAGGUGGAAGGUCACAGUACCACCCACUUGGGGCGUUGGGAAAAAUUUGAGGAUUCAUACAGAGUCAUGGUAUUUUCAAAUGGUGAUAGAUGCUGGAACGGACCUGACAGAAGCUUAAAGGUCAAGCUUAGGUGUGGAUUGAAUAAUGAGCUAGCUGAUGUAGAUGAACCCAGUCGUUGCGAAUAUAUGGCAAUUUUGUCCACCCCUGCUGUAUGCUUGGAAGAAAAGCUAAAGGAGCUGCAAUAUAAGUUAGAUUUAAUGAACAGGGAACAACCUCAGAGCCGUGAUGAGCUUUGAACACUUGGUAUGUACCGAGGAAGCUCAAGUAUUUGUAUUACAAUUGAUUUGAGUCCAUGCCCUGGGACACUCGAUAUAAUUUCCUGAAGAUACAGAAGUUCAAAAGGGCCUCCUUCGGCAGGUCAUCUGGAAGCUAAAAAGCCAAAUAUGGAGUGGCCUUCUGAACUUCUUUUGGUUUUUGAGCUCACUCGUUGAACAAAAAUGUUCAGAAGCCAAAUGAAGUUGACUGGAGAGCUGCAAAGCCAAAUAAAGUUGAUUUCUAAGUAUACAAUGCUUCCCUCCAUUGAACAAAAAUGUUUUAACGAUUGUGUCAAAAAAAAACUAUGGUUAGGGUGGGUUGCUUGUACACAAUCAAUUCUGUUGUGGCACUUUCAAUGAUUCAAGUAGGCAUUUGCUUUAUGUUGUUGAAGAUGAA
Messenger RNA from Nelumbo nucifera (sacred lotus), 2343 nucleotides. Its product is annotated as glucosidase 2 subunit beta-like. The record is from RefSeq and is a predicted model, not a curated record. Gene Ontology annotation, cellular component: glucosidase II complex. NCBI's taxonomy places the organism in Eukaryota, Viridiplantae, Streptophyta, Magnoliopsida, Proteales, Nelumbonaceae. Gene Ontology annotation, biological process: N-glycan processing.